CGUACCAGGAGGAGGAAACACAUCCCCACACAUCCCCUGGGACAUCUCCACUGCCAGAGCCACUCUGGCUCCUUGCUGAGCCUCUCCUUAGACCUGUUCCAUCCCGUGGUACCCCAGGCGUGGUCUAGGUUGGUUUUGGGAGGGAAAAGGUUUGGGAUUUUCAGGGCUGAUGUGUCUCUCUGAUUUCAGGAAGUGUCCUUCGCCUUUCAAAAGAAAGAAAGAAAAGCAAGGAGCUAAUGUGAGGCAUGAGACCCAACAGCAGCAGCCUGGCAAGAAGGUCCCCACGUAUGAAGAUGUCCCAGAUAUCCCUGUCUACGCCACGGUGAGCAAGCCCAAGGCUGUGCAGCAGGAGGAGAACAUCCACUACGCCGACAUCCAGGUGUUCUCCAAGGCACGGGAGCGCUCGGCGGCCGAGGUGAGGAGCCUGCAGCUGCAGAACGCCACGGAAUACGCCACCCUCAACUUCCCCAGGGCCAGGCUCAAGUACGACAGCAAAAAUGGGACCUUGGUCUAAAAGCCUUGAUGGCCUCCUCCUCCUCCUCCCGCAGGACAAGGAGCUCACAGCUGUAGAGCCAAGGAAACCUCACGGACCCUGAGAGGGGGAGGCUGCGUGUCCCGUCUCAGACAUUCUCUCUCUGAGGAGUUUCCCGGAUGAUUCUGCUGGCUGAAAACAUCUCCUCCCGUCGGCAGAGCUGCCCCUGGAGCUGGCAGCCCGUCUCCU
Messenger RNA from Sturnus vulgaris (Common starling), 721 nucleotides. RefSeq names its product chromosome 23 C11orf52 homolog (gene C23H11orf52). The record is from RefSeq and is a predicted model, not a curated record. NCBI's taxonomy places the organism in Eukaryota, Metazoa, Chordata, Aves, Passeriformes, Sturnidae. Gene Ontology annotation, cellular component: extracellular exosome.